Drosophila suzukii is the source of this 2121-nucleotide messenger RNA. RefSeq lists its product as uncharacterized. NCBI's taxonomy places the organism in Eukaryota, Metazoa, Arthropoda, Insecta, Diptera, Drosophilidae. The record is from RefSeq and is a predicted model, not a curated record.
AGUUUGUAACCGAAGCUCACAUUUUACAACAUUUACCUACAAUAUUUGUGCAACGAGUUGGCAGGCCAAAACGCGAACUUCGAAUCGGAAUGGCUAAAUAGUGCAUCGAUCUGGCAACUCAGCCCCUUUUUGCACGUUUUCACACACGCUGGUAGUUCAUCUGCGAAAGUUUAAAUUAUUACCUGUGAAAAUUGCUUAAUAAUUCGUCUGAAAACCAAGUUGAGAGUAUUUGUGCUAAUACUAGAAUAAAUUAUGUUGUGUUAGAGUCUUUUGGAGCCUAGAAAAUUUGGCUUCUUCUUCAAAGCAAAUCGUGACCUUGUGGACGUCAACGUGCGCGCAUGCGCAGAGUUCGCUGACAGUUUUUCCAAGAAUUUUCUCGUUAAGUAAAAGGGCAGCCACAAAAUGCCAAAGCAUAACGAAUUUAAGAAUCAUUCGAAGAAAGAGUAUGGCCAGCGCGGCGGGAAACAUGCUCCCCGAAAUGAAGUUGUAGAAAGUCCUAUCCAGAUGGGCGUCAAAAUGGGUGCAUCCAAUCCCCCAUUGCCAGAAAUGCCUAAGCUAGUACCCAUAGCCAAACUGGCCAGAUUCGAAAAGGGCUUCGUGGAUUUGUCUAACAAGACUAUUUUUCCUCAACAAAGCCCUCAGCACCAGAUAAAAAAUGUCUCAAAAGGCAAUCCGCAUGGUAACCUUGAAGAAUUCAAGGAGAACGUUCAACAAAAUGUUACCACUACCCAACAGCCGUCUUUCGUGCAGGAACAUAUCGCUUUUCUGGACCAAUGGCGUUCGAAAUGGAAUCGCACCUUGAAGGAAGCAAACAAUUUUGUUCUGCAGGAACAUGUUGAAGCGCUCCUGCCAACCCAUGCAUUCCACCAGAUGCCCAAGCUGGAGCCUAUUUCUUCAAAGUAUCAACCACCGUCAAGUAAUGAUACCUUAGUUCAGAACGAAGACUCUCCAAUUGACCUCUCCAAUAAGAAUGGGUUCCAUCAGGCAGAUCCAAUGGUUAACUUCGAUUUCCCAAACUCGGAACCCGAAAAGAGUCAGGCUGCUUCGCUUGAAGUUUACCUCUCAAGUAAGAAUAAACCGAAUGGGAAACCAGUGCGGCAAUCUGAUGCUAGCCGCUUAGUUAGCUUGGAUCAUCAAUAUGUCAAGGUGAAAAAUCCGAAGGGAGCCCUUGGGAAAACCACUUGGCAUAAGAACAAUCUGUGCGAUCACUCUUUGACCCAAGUAAAGAAUCCAAAAAAGUUUCGGAGCGUAAAGGAAAUGAAAGAGGAAAUGAAGCGUUGGGGCGAAAUUGAGAACAUUUGCAUGCGCUUGAGGGACAUCGAAGUGCCGGACAAUGUGGGCAUUGUAAAGGGGCCUGUCACCUUUGAGGAUGUUUUUGACGUGCUGGGCAUUAAGGAGGAGCCGCAGGAACCGCAGCUGCAAGUUGCUCAUCCUCCUGCUGAGCUCAUUCCAGAGAAAGAGGAUCCGCUAGCCGGCGCAUUUGAUAAUAACAUGACCCUAGAUGAGGAUAUUGGACCCGAUGAUUUUGACAGUCUCUUCGAGUAUCUAGGACUAGAUAAGCCUUCUCCAUUGGACCCACUUCCUGUGGACCUAUCUUCAUUGGACCCAUUUUCAAUGGUUCCACUUCCAGUGUUCCCAUCUCCAGUUGUCCCAUCUCCAGUAGUCCCACUUCCAGUGGUCUCACUUCCAUUAUUUUCAUCUCCAGUGGACCCACUUCCAGUGGUUCCUUCUCCAGUGGUCCCAUCUCCAGUGGACCCAUUUGCAGUGGUCUCAUUUCCAGGGAUCCUAUAUCCAGUGGUCCCACCUCCAGUAGUCCUUACUGGAAAGGAGGAUUCCAUGACCGAUUGGACCGAUUCGACCGAUUCCGAAGACGAGACGAAACAGCCAGCAGAGAAGAAUUCUCAUGCUGUGGUGGUGGUGUCCCAAGGAGAAGAGGAGAAGUACAUUGAUGUGGAACACGUGGACACGGAGCCCUCUGAACAGGAGAGCUUGACUGAAAAAGAGAAUACCGAUGAGGAAGAGGAAGAGGACUCCUUCGAUGAUUCUGAUUGGACAAUGGGAAACGAGGAAGAGUCGGACACCGAAUAAUAACCGACGAUGUUUCUGUAUAUUUUGACUUUA